UUUUCAAUCUGCAAUUUCUCCCCCUUUGUGAGUUUGCAAUGAGAAGAGCAAAUCUACAUCAUCAUAAUCAGCAAUAAGGAAGGAAUGCAGAUUUUUUUUUCUAUUCACCUUUGCGUUUCAGAUAGAUUCAAUUAAACUGAAAGGAAUAUUCUUGAAUUCUUUGAAUCUGUAAAACAUAAUAAAGCACCCACCCCACCCUGAGAAAAAAAUCGAGGACUGCAGGAAAAAUGCAUUAUUUUCAGGACGGGGAUUGAAUAGGGGGAAGACAACCCCCUCCCCAAAAGGAGAAAUAUCUUGCUAUUCUUUCAUACCUGGAAGCUGUUCUUACCACAUUGAUUGAUUUAUUUAUUUAUUUUUGAUACGCCGUUGGAAGAUGCCUGGUUUGGUGAAGAUGGAGCUUGGAAGGGAAGGAUCCCUUAUUUUUCUGCCUUACCUAUAAAAGGAUAUAUAAUUUCCUGGGGAUUGGGUAUCUUUGGAUUUCCCCCCCUUUUUUUGUUUUAUUUUAUUUAUUUAUUUAUUUUUCAUGUUUAUUUUUUUAAGGAAGUUUCUUUUUUUCUGUUUGGACAUCACGCAAGAUCAUCAAUACAAAAUAUAAAAAUCCUGAAAGCUCCUGGAAAUGUGGAGAUUUCAGGAAGGCAGAUUUGGUUGGAUUUUAUCUGCUUUGGCAACUCUAUCUUUUGCCUGCUGUGCGCAAAGCAACCCCACUGGGAAUAUCUCUGUGGUCAAAAGGACUGUCGACAAAUUGCUUAAAGGAUAUGAUAUUCGUCUCAGACCCGACUUUGGAGGUCCUCCGGUCACAGUCGGAAUGAGCAUAAAUAUUGCCAGCAUUGACCAGAUAUCUGAAGUAAACAUGGACUAUACCAUCACCAUGUAUUUUCAGCAGAGCUGGCGAGAUAAACGACUGGCGUACCAAGACAUACCAUUAAAUCUGACACUCGACAAUCGAGUGGCUGACCACCUCUGGUUACCGGAUACUUAUUUUUUAAAUGACAAGAAGUCAUUUCUUCAUGGUGUGACUGUAAAAAAUCGCAUGAUACGCCUUCAUCCAGAUGGAACAGUUUUGUAUGGUUUAAGAAUAACUACAACAGCAGCAUGCAUGAUGGAUCUACGAAGGUACCCUUUGGACCAGCAGAACUGCACGCUUGAGAUUGAAAGCUACGGAUACACAACAGAUGACAUUGUAUUCUUCUGGCAAGGUGGGGACAAUGCUGUGACUGGAGUCGAAAAGCUGGAAUUACCACAGUUCACCAUUGUUGAAACAAGGCUAGUGACAAGACAAGUGGCAUUCACAACAGGUUCCUAUCCAAGACUGUCUUUAAGUUUCCGGAUAAAGAGGAACAUCGGCUACUUCAUCUUGCAGACUUACAUGCCCUCUAUCCUUAUCACCAUUCUGUCCUGGGUCUCAUUUUGGAUCAACUAUGAUGCUUCAGCAGCUCGGGUGGCAUUGGGUGUUACAACGGUGCUCACCAUGACAACCAUUAACACUCAUCUGAGAGAAACACUUCCGAAGAUCCCGUAUGUAAAAGCCAUUGAUGUCUACCUCAUGGGUUGCUUUGUUUUUGUAUUCCUUGCUCUUCUCGAGUAUGCUUUUGUCAAUUAUGUUUUUUUUGGCCGUGGACCUCAGCAGCAGAAAAAAUUGAGUGAGAAAAUCAGCAAAGCUAACAAUGAACGACAGCGCUAUGGUGAAAAGAGGAUGAGAGGACAGGUUGACCCUUAUGGCAACAUCCUUCUAACGACCUUGGAGAUGAACAAUGAGGUCAUGCCCUCUGAUGUCACUAGCAGUGUUAGUGACUCCCGCAACUCUGUAAUGUCCUUUGACAGCUCAGGAAUCCAAUUCAGGAAACAGCUGACAUCUCGGGAUGGCCUAGGACACCCGACACUGGAACGUAGUGCUGCCCGCAGCCGUGCCAACUGCCGUUUACGCAGGCGGUCUUCCAAGCUGAAAUUGAAGAUUCCAGACCUGACAGAUGUCAGUACCAUCGAUAAAUGGUCACGGAUCAUCUUUCCCAUUACCUUUGGAUUUUUCAACUUAAUCUAUUGGUUAUACUAUGUUAACUGACACCAUAGGCCUUUCCUUCAGAAACACGGAGGUGGCUUUUAGUUUUGUUCUGUUUUUUGGCAGCACAAAACUCAAGUGAGACGGAACUGCGAAUGUGUAUAAAACUAAUUGUAAAGAACUUCAACAAUGUAAAAAAAAAAAAAAAAAAUUGCAAAGGAUAAUUUGAAUGUCCAGCGUAAAUAUUCAUAGGAACCUAAUGCAUUUUUACAGCUUUUAUUGCUCUCUUUCUCUCCCUCUCUCUUUUCUCCGGAUGAAUCCGGAUUUGGCUUUGGUCUCGCAAUGCAUGGUUUGGGUUCCAUUUAUUUAUUUUACCUUUCCAUAUUUCUUGGGGGGUGGGGGAAUGUAGGGCAAGAGCCAUGACCUACAAUGAUGCCUCAUGCGAUCUUUAAUAUCUCUUUUCUCAUGUCCUCUUAUCUUGCCACUGUACUGAUGUGUCCGACUCACUGCUACAAUAUGUUCAAAUUCAUGUACGCCAGCUGCAGCAAGCAAAUCUUACCAGAGUUAAUGCCAGAAAGGACACACAAGAAGAACAAGACCACAUUUUCACAUCUGUGCUCUCAGUAGAAGAGCAGGGCAUUUUCCUUUUCUUCUUCAGUGUAACAUAUCGUGCAAAUCCAGAGAAAUUCAAUAACUAAAGGAUUGGUCAUUUCCAUUUCUUGGGAAAAAAAUCAAAAUCCUUAAAUCCUAUUGUGGCAACAGUCCUGACAAAUUGAAAACAGUUAUUGAGUUUAUAGGUCACUAUGAGCAAUGGGAGUCUUUCAGCUGUUAUCUGGACAACUCUUUAACUUGGAAGCAGUGGGUAUGCACUCACCCAAUGUAUCAUUGCACCAUCAGUUUUACAUUUCUUUUGGACAUGCCUGAAUGAGAAUUUCUAAGAGUUUGGCACCUGCCACCUUCACUCUGCCUUCACAUGGAUUAAAGGAAGAUAAUUAGGCAUUCAUAUUUAUGAAGGCUUCAUUACCUAAGUUAUUAGAGUUGUUCCCAUUGACUUGAAUUGGUUUGUAAAGCACGAGCUUUUAGCAUGAAUGAUUGGGAGCCUAACUCAUAUGUUGGAAAGGACAGUAUUCAUUGUAAUAUGCAUUAAUGAAUAUAAACUGUUCAGAAUGUGCCCAAAGUUUGUUACUAACCAAAAUGAAGAUGCUUGGUUGCUUAUCUAUGACCAUGAAAAAUUUCUUUUGGGGUUCGUUUCUUUUUAAUCCUAGCUAUUUACAUAUGUAAGUCCACUUUUGUGCAUCACUGUGUAUUAAUAGUCAUGAGUUAAUAAAAUUGCCCCAAGACAAAAAAAAGAAACAAAUCAACAAACAAAGCAGAAAACACAAGUGAAUUUUUUUAACAAUGGGGCACACAUUCUUUAUUACAAACCCUAAAAGCCCUUUAUAGUGCAGACAAGGUAGUUAAGGUAACUUACUUUCUAGUCAUCAUGGUUGUUUAACAAUGUCAUAGUAUAGUGUUUAAGUCUGGAGUGUCUACAUGCUGGCUUAGCAACAAUACCGAGUAGCUAUUCAUAUGAUACAAUCAGUAUUUGCAGGAUAUUUUUAAUCUGUAUCUCUCAGGUUUACCUGUUUUAAGAAGCUACAGUACCACUCCUGUUUUGUAAUACUUGUGAUCAGAAAUAAUCUUAACUACACAGUUAUGCACAUGAGCAUAUCAUUGCUAAUGCUACAUGGACGGCUUCACUGGCGGAUACUCACUGUAUGCACAUACAUAUAUUGCACUCUGUUGCCUUAGCUCUAAAGUCCACACCAAGGCUGGAGAAUGACAUUUAUACAUUAAUAGUGAAGGAGACCAGGUCCCUGCAAAACCAUCCAGGUGAUUGUGUUUGUAAGGUGCUCUAAGGAGGAUUCAUGACUGUGUUGUUCAACAAUUAACUGUGAUUUUUCUUCUGAUAUUCAUUUUAUCAUGAUCCAUUAUCAUCCUAUUACAGGGAUGUGCUUCUGUUUAUGACAGACUAGAUACUGAAGUCUAUUCAGCCAAUUCAGUGUAUCAGUCUUGAUCAAAUGGAAUUCAAGAAGAUAAUCAGUGCUGAAAAAAUGUAUGCCAGCUCAAAUAUAAGUUUAUCAAACAGUGACACAUAAAUUGCUGAAACAUUUAAAUCUUCCCUGACUGCCAUUCCCACACCCUCUUAAUCACCUGUAAGACUACACAAGAGUAAACAAAUUUAAAAAGAAAAAAAAAAAACAUGACACUAUAAUGCAUUUUGAUUUUUUUUUCACUUGGUGCCUGAACAUUAGACAUUUUUUUUCAUGCAGGAGAUCAUCUUGAACUUUAUUCCAUCUAUCGAUAGGAGUAUUUUUCAGAAUACCAUGGAAAUUAAAGUAAAGAAGCGAUCUGUAGUUAAUUAGAUAAACUUGCUUUGUCUUAAUCUUAGGUGGACUGUACACAGCUAUUGUUUUUCAGUCAGACUAAACUUACUUUAAUGAAGAAGGUUCAGUUUUUGAAAUUAUUCAUUUUUUUUCAGAAUCAAUUAUUUGCACAUUCUAUUAAAUAUACCACCUCACUUUAUGAGAGAAAAAAAGAGCUUGCAAAUAUCCAUAAGAUCAAGAUAUAUAAUAUUUGACUUUACAGACUGGUUUUUGGAUAUACUGCUGGUCUUAAAGAAGAUAUUUGCUGUCACUAUAAACCUGUCCUUGUCACAGGCGUGCAGUUGAAAAUAAUAGCAAAUAGUCAUCUGUAUCUGCAUACCAAUAUGGAUACAUUAACAGCAGCUAAAACUCAACUGGUCAUUUCUGCAGUGCACCUAUUAGAUGAGUUGCCAUUCCUAGUUUUGAAGAAAAAUGUAGUUUCCUAUAUCUUGCAAGAAUUACUGUGUCACAUGUAUUCUUAAACUGUAUAAAUACUUUGUGCCAACACUGUCCUCAGGGAGGUAACCCCAUGUUGCAAGACAAAUAGAGUGGGGAAAAGUCUUUGCACUGUCCUCUCUUGUACAUCAUCAUAUUAUCUCUUUAGGUCUUUUUUCAGAAGGAUUCUAUCUUUUUGGUCCAUUGUCCAGUUAUAUCACUAUGGCUAAACUGCAUGAGAAAGAUGCACAGUUUCUCUGACAAAGUGAUUCAUUGCUACAAAUGCUUCAUUGAAAAUAACUCACAUUAUCAUCUGUAGCACACCUGAAGCAUUUAUUAAACAUUAAUGUCCCACUGAAAACAUGCCUGUUCUUCUGUGUUUUUAUCCGAAAAUUUAACAUGUUCCUCUUAAUGGCUUAACUACAAAGAGUAAAAUUACUGAAUUUCCAUCCUUUGGAGUGUGGAUCUAAAACACAUUUAUUCUCCCUCACUUUGUUUAGCGGUACAGUUUUUCCACAUUUAAGGCUUCCUCCUAUGGAAUGCCUCCAUCCUGUCUAUGUAUUAGUGGUGAUUACUUCUCCUAGUACUUGACACAGAAUAAUCCAUGUUUUCUUUUUAAGCUGUGAAUAGCGAGAUAAUGUUUUACUGUAUCUACUAUGCAUCCACAAUUCUUAAACUUUCUAAAUUGCCUUCUCUGAUUGCUAGCAUGUUGCUGGGUUAUUUGACAUCAGCAUACCUAUGUACCUUUUCAUUUAUGAUAUUUUCGUCACUCGCUCUGUCACAGCACUCAUCUCUUCUUAAUUGGGGAUUCACAAAUAUGUGACCCUUCACGUAUUUGCACUAUGUUUGAAAUGCUCUCCUUGUUAUUAUAAACUCAAAUUCUUUAUAAUUCCUAUAACUUCAUGAUGUAUUGUGCAUCAGCAGUAAUAUAUUGCUGUAUUAUUUGCAAGCAGUAUAUAAUUUUCCUUCCAAGCAUUCUGUAGUAUCAUUUCUAAAGAUAUAGACACAUACUACCAAUCCCUUGUGGAGUUAUUUACUUUGGCUUUCUGCAGUCUGCAUUUUGUUUCUUUUUUGUAUUUCCAGCUGCGUUGUUUUCCUGUAUUUCCUACAUUUUACUAUUAUCUAAUUAGGCGAAAUAACUGCUUUCCUUAUAUAUACUCACCUGUGGACCUCCCAAAGCACUAGCAGUUCAUUUACCACUGAUUAGCUUGUAUAGCUCUGCUACACAAUACAUUCUACUCAUUUCUGGAGGCUUUGUUUCCCAUGCCAUCUCAUUUGUAUGUACUAACUCAGCUGUUGCUCAACUAUGAGUAAACAGAAACAACCUAAAAAGACAUAACAGUUGCCUCACAAAUAAUCUCCCUGAUAGCUGAAAGGCAGGCAUCAUUUCCACCUCUUUCCUUCUGAGAUGUGAAAAUAAACUCCCAUUGAACUAUGCCAGUAGCACUAUGCAGCCAUGCUGUGGUUUCACCAUUUGCUCUACUGACAGCCGCCCUUUCUUAUUUGUAUAUCAAGAGGUACAAUUUCCUGUCUUUCUCUGUUUUGGAUCCUUUAUGCUCCUUCUGCUGCUCUUCUUCUUCUGGCUACCCUUAUUCAAUAUUUCCCCCCUAACAGCUAUGUGGUUUACAGUUUUAUUUUGAUUAUCACACUUAGUUAAGACAAUUACUGUUCCGUGGUCAUUUUAAUUUUUCACAGUUGUAUGUCCCUUUUCUCCCCAUUAUCUUUAUGCACAUGGACAACUAUCCUCUUUUCAAGGACCCAUGUCUUAGUAUGGUGUUACUCUGUACGUAUGGCUACUUUGAUGUAAAUGAUUAGGUGAUGUCAUUUAAUUCUGUGAUACCUCCUUUAAUAUAAUGCAGUACUGCCCUUAAAACUAUUGUGUUUUCAAUGGGUUCUUAUACUGUCUGAAGUUUAUCCUAUAAAAUUAUUGGCAAUGGCCUCAUUCACAUCUUAAAAGUGAUCACAGUAAAAGUAUUCUAGUUACAAUCUAUUGUUUUCAACUCCACUAUUAAUGUUUUCAUUUUCUCAUGUUUCUAAUGAUUAUUUUCACAAAAGCAUUCCUCUUUCUCCUUUUUAUGGAUGGAGAAGGCUAAGAAACUUGUCUUUAGACCAGGGCACCAUGUUUUAUCUUCAGUGUGCGGCAUGGUACACUUGCUUGACACUUCCACUUUAUAGUUGUUUGCAUUUAACCAUCUUCUUACAUACUUAUAUAUCAACUCAUCCUAUUCUCUUUCAUCUCUGUCUCUACGUUUGGUCAUGUGUGCUAGUGUGCAAAAUUCUUAAUCAUGCUUUUCUACUACUAGGAUAGAGUGAUGACUACUCUAUCUAGGCUUUACUCUUCUAUUACAAGUUUAGGAAAGUUAUUGUCUAAGUUAUGGGGCAUUGAUAAUCACUCAGUUAUAAACAUGCCAAUUGCCAGUAAAAGACAACCAGCAGGUUACCUAGAUUCUUUACUUUCUUAUACCAUUAAUGCUAUAGUGUGUUUGCAGAGUAGCCAUAGGAUAGUAUUUAUACACACUAUGGGAGAUUAACCCAGGACAUGGGAGAAAUUAUGCUGCUGUUUAUCUGGGUGGGCAAUGUUUUGCUUGUCUACUACAUGUUGGAUGAAGUGGCAAAGAGCAGCAUUGAAUAACCAAAGUAGUAUUUGACUGAGAAAAUGGUGCCUCAACCAAUUAUCUUUGGAUAUCUCAUAUGUGGAUCAGGAGGAAUGAAUAUUGUUAACUGAGGACAUACCUAUUCAUUGAAACUAAUAAGUCAGCUCAAGACAGCUGAGGAGAAUGAGCCAAAGCAUGGGACAUAACCAAUGUUUUAAAUGAAUCAGGCUGGAAGAAGGCUGAGAUUGGCAAGUCAAUCGCAGAUACAUAUUAAGUAGAUGUGUCCACCAUGCCAUGCAAAAGGGGAAGCAGGACAGCUUAGUAAGGGAAAAAAAGAGAAAGCACAUGAUGACUAUGAAGAGACAAAAGAAACAAUGUGGUGAGUGACACUUGUGACAGACAAUACUAUAAAACACGGAAAUUAUUCAGAGAGGUGGAGCUCAGGGUUUAAAAUCAGCCAAAUGAAUAAAUCUGGAGAGUGACGUCAUUACAAGUCAGUGCAAGAUGUUCUCCCACAGAUAUUUUAUCAUUCUAGAUAUCAUAUUUAUUUCAUUACAUUUUAAGAAUUUGCAUCGGUUUAUAGUGAUGUAUGUAGGACAAAAAGCAGUUUAUAACAUAUGAUUUAUGACUAUGGCAUUGUUAGGUUUUUGAACACAUUACAAGUAGCACAUUUUUUGCAACUAUAAUACAGUUUUACAUUAAUAAGAUAAGCCAUCUCCUGUGACUUGAAAUGUUACACUGCAGAUGUGAAUAUGCAUAGCAUGGUAAACCAAUUUAAAAUGUGAUGUAUGAGCUAAUAACACUUUUAUCUCUUAUCCAUUAACUGAUUGAGCAGAUGGUAUUGGAAGAUUAAGUUACAACUAUGGGACAUGAAUGGAGCAGUGAUACGUCUUCAGCUACUUUGUAACUAGAAAUGGACAGCUGGACCUUUUUCAGUCCUGAAAUGAAUUCAUAAUGUGGAUGUCCUGAACAUCUGAAUGCCUUUUAGUCAAAAGCUAACAAUGAGAGGAAAAAUAUACAUUUGUGCUUUUUGUGUUUGUGGAAUAACCAGAAGGAUAAACAGGGACCCCAGUUUGUACAACUAUAUUAUACAGCAGUACAGAAAUGGUAUAUCAAACACCUAAUAUGAGAGUUCAUUACUGUAUAUUGACAAUGAACUACACUAAACACAAUACAUAAUAACUGCACAAAACUAGUUGAAUAUAUACAUAUAACAUUGAAAGCACAUACUUUGAGUAAAAUUAGCCUCGCUUAAUUGUGAACAGCAUAGACUAGUACAAAGCAAUCUUUCCAGGGGAUCAACUCCCUGUGCACCCCUGCACCUAGAUAGAACCCAUUAUUUUAUUAAUCACAUUUUGAGAUUGCACCAACUUAGAGAGUUAUAGACAUAUUAUAUUGCUUUAACUUUGAGAUACUACAGAUUUGUAGUAUACUUCUGAACACCACAUUUGAACCUCCACACAUCACUACAACAUUUGGAAAUCUAACAAAUUUAGACAAACAAUGUCUCGUGUAAGUAUGCAUGAGUGAUAUAAGUAAAAUGAGCAAAUAUAUUUUAAUCAUAAAAAGAGAAUGAAUAAUAUGAUGAAAGGCUGAAGUAACAUUCUUAGAUGAAAAGCAUGUAGUAAAUAAAAAUAAAGAGGACAAAUGAAAAACUGAGGCAAGAGGAAAGGGGUCAGUUGAUUGAUAAAAGAAAGGAACCAGGCCCUUCUAGAAUAUAAGAAUUGAUGUCUAAGAAAGAUGACUUUGUAACCCUUCACAAAGAAAAAAACAUCUGUAAUGAUUUAAUAGAGUAGGAGUUGGUAGGGGGUUACGGCUUUUGCUUAGGUAAUAUAUUUAAAAAAAUAUGCCAUGUAUGAAUUAUGACAUUGGAAAGUGCAGAGAGGGCAUGAUAUGUGGCUGUUCUACUGGGACCAGCUGCCUGACAUUAAACCUUUGAGUUUUCACCUGUGUCCUGAGGGGACACUACUUGAAAAACAACAACUCUGCGUGUAUGCUGUCCUUGCUCACUUGACAACCUGCUCAGAACUUUGUUUAUGGCUCCAGCUGUAUGUUGAAGCAUGUACUGUAGGAGGCGUCUGGCCUUUCCACCAUGUAAGGCCUGCAGUAUCUGUACUAGCAUACAGGUACAGAACCACUUACACUGUGACAGCUCAUUCACUUUAACUUAUAUAGUUAACACUGUCUUUCAACACCAUUAUAACACUUAAAGUCAACAGUUCUGCCAGUCUACUUCAUGUUUUGCAAUCAGACAUAGGGCUUCAAUAAUCCUCAUCUGCAUACAUGGCUUAAGGAAUCCAAGAAACCUAUUUCUAGAACUGGACAUGAAGUUAAUGUCUGGUAUAGGAUGCUAUACUUGCAGUAACUCCUUUUGGAAUCCCACUCUAAAUAUAUGGAAUUGGAAUCUGUCUAUUCAUAUUUGAAGACGAGGGGGUGUGAUGUAAGCCGAGAGGCUCACACAGGUAGCAUAAAAUGGUGUAAUAAAAGGAAUGGAGAAGGAAGAUAAGGCACUUUCAUUUAAACGGACUCCAUGUUUUCUGAUAUUGAUCAUUUUUCAGUGGUAGUAUAUUAGUAAGGGUUUUAUGAGCCAUAAAUUGUUACUAAGGGUUUUACAGUUAUAUAACACAGCUGACUUCUAGGGCACUAUUAAAAGGAAGUUGCUCUAAUGAAAUAUGCAAGAUUUGGGAGAAGAAAAUAAUAACAGAUUUCCUUUGAUAGUUUUGGAUAGCAAUAUCCAUUAACAGAAAUGUUAUGCAGUAAAGGUAGGCAGUAAAAAAAAGGUAGAAUGAAGACGUGAAAUGCUAUGAAAUGAUUUUAUGAUAAGUAAUAUAAUGCUUAAGAUAGGGGAAAUGAAAAAAUGAGUCAAGGAACAGGAGAGGAAAGGCAGAAAAAAUGUUAAGGUUGGGUGUGUGAAUUGUGGGGACAUUUGAAGAUAAAGACCACAAAGAUGAAUGUUUUAAAAAUGUGCAACCAAAAGAAGGGCAAGUGUUCCAUGAUGACUUAACAGAAAAUGUUGCAGUUACUAAAGAGCUGCUGCAGGCAGUUAAUAAAGGCACAGGAAGGAAAUUAUGUAGCUCAAGGAAAUGGAAGUGGAUCCAGUGUGCACUGCCAUGAAGUAAAGGGAAGACUGUGUUUGGAAGGGUUCUGUAUUAUAUAAGCUUAUAAUUAAGUUACCUGUUAACUAUGAUGGUCCUUAUAAAAGGUAGCAGUGGCCAGGAAAUGAUUUAAUUCCAUCUCAGUUUGAUAUUAAAGUGCCAUAGACUGUGGUUGGAAGGGUUCUCUAUUAUAUAAGCUUAUAAUUAAGUUACCUGUUAACUAUGAUGGUCCUUAUAAAAGGUAGCAGUGGCCAGGAAAUGAUUUAAUUCCAUCUCAGUUUGAUAUUAAAGUGCCAUAGACUGUGGUUGGAAGGGUUCUGUAUUAUAUAAGCUUAUAAUUAAGUUACCUGUUAACUAUGAUGGCCCUUAUAAAAGGUAGCAGUGGCCAGGAAAUGAUUUAAUCCCAUCUCAGUUUGAUAUUAAAGUGCCAUAGACUGUGGUUGGAAGGGUUCUGUAUUAUAUAAGCUUAUAAUUAAGUUACCUGUUAGCUAUGAUGGUCCUUAUAAAAGGUAGCAGUGGCCAGGAAAUGAUUUAAUCCCAUCUCAGUUUGAUAUUAAAGUGCCAUAGACUGUGGUUGGAAGGAUUCUGUAUUAUAUAGCUUAUAAUUAAGUUACCUGUUAACUAUGAUGGCCCUUAUAAAAGGUAGCCGUGGCCAGGAAAUGAUUUAAUUCCAUCUCAGUUUGAUAUUAAAGUGCCGUAGACUGUGGUUGGAAGGGUUCUGUAUUAUAUAAGCUUAUAAUUAAGUUACCUGUUAACUAUGAUGGUCCUUAUAAAAGGUAGCCGUGGCCAGGAAAUGAUGUAAUUCCAUCUCAGUUUGAUAUUAAAGUGCCAUAGACUGUGGUUGGAAGGGUUCUGUAUUAUAUAGCUUAUAAUUAAGUUACCUGUUAACUAUGAUGGUCCUUAUAAAAGGUAGCCGUGGCCAGGAAAUGAUUUAAUUCCAUCUCAGUUUGAUAUUAAAGUGCCGUAGACUGUGGUUGGAAGGGUUCUGUAUUAUAUAGCUUAUAAUUAAGUUACCUGUUAACUAUGAUGGUCCUUAUAAAAGGUAGCCGUGGCCAGGAAAUGAUGUAAUUCCAUCUCAGUUUGAUAUUAAAGUGCCAUAGACUGUGGUUGGAAGGGUUCUGUAUUAUAUAAGCUUAUAAUUAAGUUACCUGUUAGCUAUGAUGGUCCUUAUAAAAGGUAGCAGUGGCCAGGAAAUGAUGUAAUUCCAUCUCAGUUUGAUAUUAAAGUGCCAUAGACUGUGUUUGGAAGGGUUCUGUAUUAUAUAAGCUUAUAAUUAAGUUACCUGUUAGCUAUGAUGGCCCUUAUAAAAGGUAGCAGUGGCCAGGAAAUGAUGUAAUCCCAUCUCAGUUUGAUAUUAAAGUGCCGUAGAGCAGUUUGGGAUGUACCUUUUGCACCAACACAGGUGAUAUCAAAAGAGUCGUGAUGCUGCUUCCACCAUAUCAGUAGAAAAGCAAAACUGGCGUUUAUUUUAAUAAAUUCUUCAUAAAACAUUAUUUCUGGUUAUACCAUUAACGGAUACCCCCUGACACAUUCAACCUGUGGGUAUAGCCCUGCACUCUUCCGUGCUGUGACAUCACCUAGGGAGAAUGCUAGCUUUGUAAGCAUGUCCUUAACAAAGUUUAUCUAUCCUUUUAUUAAGGAUUGCCCAUAAAAUAAUUGGAGUAAUACAGGGGGAAAAGCAUCAUAACACUAUAACUAUCAAAUGCACAAUGCACGUUUGAAUUCUUUGGGAACACUUUAUAGAAAGUAUAAUGGGUGAUAUGGCCAAAUGUUUCCUCUCUUGUUUAGUGCUGUUAUGGACAGUAAUGUAAUACUAGACCUGCCACACGCUAUAAUGGCAUGUCGUGAUGAGAAGGAAAUUAAGGAAAAUUUGUAGAAAGUGAGACUGUUUCUUACUUAGCAUGGAAUAUAACAGUUCAAGAAAAAAUGAAUUAAGAGAUGAAAGAAAUAAUUCAAGAAUAUCUAAGUAUGAGGAUUAAAAGGAAAACAAUCAUGUACAUAUGUAUAUUAUUAAUUAAAUUCUUCAUUUAGAAAGAGAGAUGAAGUUAAAUUGUUAGAUAGGGGUGGGGAACCCUGUAUUAUGCAUUCGAUCAGGUAAGAGUGAAAUUUGCUUUUAGGGUUUUAAAAAAUAUAUAUUGCAUUAUCUAGGGUUUUACAUAUUUUGUGCUGUGCUCUUGUUUCUUAUGCAAUGCAGGGUAUUUUUUUUCUCCAUUGUCAACAUCUAUGUUCUCCCAUCCAUGGAUUUUUUUUUUUUAAUUUCUCUCUCUGAAGCUGUUUGAUAAAUGAGUUGGCAUUUGCAUUCAUUACAUAUGCUGCAAAGCCUCUGUUUUGUGCCAGCACCAAAUAACCAGUGUCCAUUCCAUAAAUGCCUUUCCAUAAGGUUGUGUGUUACAUGUAGUAUGCUCUAUAAUGUUGCAGUUUCCCUAAGACGAUGUCAUUAUACUGCUAUUUUACCUGAACUGUGUUACAAACGUAUUCCUAGCAGCAUUCUGAAAGACAUUUGAAUUUCUUUCCUUACAUUCAUGCUUCACACCUCUCAACUGUACAGAUUUUUUCAGAAUGUCCAGAUUUUUGCCUGAUAUUUUUGGUUUGUUUCUCAUAAA
This is a messenger RNA of Protopterus annectens (West African lungfish), 13128 nucleotides long. RefSeq names its product gamma-aminobutyric acid receptor subunit beta-4. Gene Ontology annotation, molecular function: extracellular ligand-gated monoatomic ion channel activity; neurotransmitter receptor activity; GABA-A receptor activity. Bases 617 to 2059 code for a protein of 480 amino acids. Gene Ontology annotation, cellular component: GABA-A receptor complex; membrane; neuron projection. The transcript is spliced from 9 exons. NCBI's taxonomy places the organism in Eukaryota, Metazoa, Chordata, Ceratodontiformes, Protopteridae. Gene Ontology annotation, biological process: signal transduction; regulation of membrane potential; chemical synaptic transmission. The record is from RefSeq and is a predicted model, not a curated record.